Molecule: messenger RNA, 456 nt
Organism: Synchytrium microbalum
Lineage: Eukaryota; Fungi; Chytridiomycota; Chytridiomycetes; Synchytriales; Synchytriaceae
Exons: 3
Coding region: 1-456 (151 amino acids)
Biological process (GO): ribosomal large subunit assembly; translation
Cellular component (GO): ribosome; cytosolic large ribosomal subunit
Molecular function (GO): structural constituent of ribosome
Source: RefSeq, a predicted model, not a curated record
AUGGCACCAAAGGCAAAAGAAGUCGCAAAGACUCCUGCUACCAAGCAGGCUACUGCUGCCAAAAAGGCCGCUCUGAAGGGCACCGUGAAAAAGGUCCACAAAGUCAGAACUGGAACCCAUUUCUAUCGUCCAAAAACACUGCGUCUGGCAAGAUCCCCCAAAUACCCCAGACGCUCCGUACCAAGGUCUACCACUCUAGACCACUACCAAGUAUUACGUUAUCCUCUCAACACAGAAUCUGCAAUGAAAAAGAUUGAAGGAAACAACACUCUGGUCUUUAUCUGUGACGUCCGUGCAAACAAGCGUCAAAUCAAGGCUGCUGUCAAGCGGAUGUAUGAGGUCGAUGCAAAGAAAAUAAACACUUUGAUCAGACCUGAUGGCUCAAAGAAGGCCUACGUCAUACUCUCUCCUGAUGUGGAUGCUCUCGAUGUUGCAAACAAGAUUGGCUUCAUUUAA